GAAAUAAACUCGGGAAAGAAAAAGAGAAACGAAAAAAAGUAUUGGUCGUAUCUCUUAAGUGUUUACUUCAGCAGCAGGUGUCCCAGGUGUACAUGAGCUGUCACCAGCAUUCGGGUGUCGGGCGUGUGUGUCUGUCACCUCUUUCUGGAUUACUGACUCGUCCUCGCCUCCUUCCAUAGCUUUAAGAUGCACACACUGGUCCUGGCCUCCCUGGUGGUGCAGCUGCUGGGUGUUGUGAGAAGCAUAGGUGUGGGGCGGCAGGUGGUAGUGGUCGCUCUUGACGGUUUCCCCAAGGAACAGCUCUCCAGGCACCCGUGGGAACACCUCACUUGGGUAUAUGCGCAUGGCAGUCAGCCACGCAGGUUCAUAAAUCAGUUUCCAACCAAGAGUUUCCCAAACCACUUCAGUGUAGCAACAGGAAUGUACUUAGAGUCCCAUGGUGUGGUGGGGAACACAGUGUUUGACAAGACACUGAACCGCACCCUCACCAUCAAGAAUAGUGAACUCUUUACACAGAACCCUGGAGUAAUGCCUCUCUGGACCCUGAAUGAACAACAGGGAGGCAGCAGUGGGUGUAUCAUGUGGCCAGGCUGCGAUGUCCCCUUCCAUGGGAGGAAUGUGACCUACUGGGAACCUUAUCAGAACAAUGCUUCACUUACCAACAGUGUGGACCUGACUGUGGAAUGGCUCACACAUGCCAUGGUUCCUGCCAACCUCAUCUUCCUAUACCAUGAUCAACCUGACAUGGCAGGGCAUGUCUAUGGCCCAGACUCACCCUACUACAGUGAUGUGCUCAAACAGGUAGAUGCAGGUGUAGGAUACCUUUUCCAUUUACUGGAGCUGCGAAAGAUAAGACAAAAAGUGGAUGUAAUCAUCUUGAGUGACCAUGGAACAGCCUCAAUCUCUGCAGAAACUGGCAUCAUUAACUUGGCUUCUGUGCUCAGCCCAGAACUGUAUACUUACACAGGUUCUUCUCCAGUUCUUAAUAUAUGGCCUGUUGAAGGGAAGGAUCUGUAUGUUUAUGCCGAGCUGAAGAAUGGGAGUCUCUCAAACCACUACAAAGUGUUCCUGAAGGAGGACUCACACAUGAAGGCUUGGCACUACAGGGAUAACCCACGCAUCAGCAGCAUCACCUUGGUGUCUGAUGUGGGCUAUGUCUUUCAGGACUUCACAGAUUACAUCAAGAAUUAUCAGGAGAAGGGAUAUCCUGGCUUGACAAAAGUGUUUGGUGACCAUGGAUAUGAGGUAGACAACCCAAGCAUGGAGCCAAUCUUUGUGGCAGUGGGACCUUCCUUCCGACAGAAAUUCAUCUCUGAGGACUUCAGCAAUGUCGACGUGUACCCGUUGGUGUGCAUGAUGCUGGGGCUUCCUCCAGGACCCAACAACGGCUCACUGGACAACAUUCAGACCAUUCUGGCACGCCCCAUCUCCUCACGCCUCAUUGAGCCUCUCCUUGUUGCUGUGGCUAUCUUGAUUCAUGCUGACACUUGGUGGUGGUACAAUCUUUUGAUUCUUCAGUGUUGGUCUUUACAAGUUUUUUUAUAAUAAUAAUAAUAAUAAUAAUAAUAAUAAUAAUUAAUAAUAAUAAUAAUAAUAAUAAUAAUAAUAAUAAUAAUAAUAUUGAUUAUAAUAAUAACAUUAAUAAUGAUGAUUUCCAGGAUUUGCAACUGGUGGAAAAAAUCAUUUUUGGCAAGUAGGCAUCUUAUUGUUCUAUGAGAUGGAAGUCUUUCUUUCUUUCAGCCCUACACUUUGGGUUGGUGCUUUCAGAGGAAUGGAAAGUGGGAAUUGAUGCCCUAUGACCAAAUUUUAUCCUUUGCUUUAUAUCAAAUGGUGGAGAAUUAUUUUUUGCUUUAUUUAUCUAACUUUUCUGGUUAAAGUAUAUUAAUUUCAUAUUUGUUUUUCAUAAUCAAGAGGACUUCUUGGAAAAGUUAAAAAAGCAAGUAGCAUGUAUGAAAUGGUAAUUCAUCAAAAUGACAUUUUUAUAUUGUAGUGAUGUACUUUGCUUUGUGAGGUGUAGUGAUGUACUUGCUUUGUGAGGUUAGGUUCAGAACAAUGACAUUAAGAAAAGGUGGUAGAAUUAUCACUUAUAAAAGAGUUAAUUUUUAUAAGACCUUGUGGCAAAUUAAGAACCUAAAGGCUGAAGUAGGAAACAAAAUCUUCCAAGAAAACAACAGACAUCCACUGUCAUUCAGUUGUUACUCUUUGUUUUGGUUAACUUUUACUUUGACAGUACUCAUAGGUGAUAUUUUGUAUAAUCUCUCAAUGAGUCAAACAUGCUUUAUUUUUUUAUACAUUUUUUAUAUGUAUUAUUAUUAUUAUUAUUAUUUUUUUUUUAUUUAUUUAUUUAUUUUUUUUAUACGUAAGAGGGUCACUGGCCAAGGAAAACAAAACCAGAAAAAAGGAAAAAAAUCCCCACUUAGGCACCAGUCCCAAAAGAGAUUUCAAGAGAAUCAUUGUAAAUUGAAGGAUAAAUAUCUUGAAACUUCCCUCUUAAAAGAGUUCAAGUUAUAGAGAGGAGGAAAUACAGAAGCAGGCAGGGAGUUCCAGAGUUUACCAGAGAAGGGGAUGAAUGAUUGAGAAUAAUGGUUAACUCUUGCAUUAGAGAGGUGGACAGAAUAGGGAUGUGAAAAAGAAGAAGGUCUUGUGCAGUGAGGCUGCAGGAAGAGGGGAAGCAUGCAGUUAGCAAGAUCAGAAGAGCAGUUAAAAUGAAAAUAGUUACAGAAGAUAGCAAGAGAUGCAACAUUGCAGUGAUGAGAAAUAGGCUGAAGACAGUUAGUUGGAGGAGAGGAAUUGAGAAGACAAAAAGCUUUUGAUUCCACCCUGUCUAAAAGAAUUAUAUGAGUGGAACCCCCAUACAUGUGAAGCAAACUCCAUACAUGGACAUAUAAGGACCUUGUACAGAGUUAGGGGUGGGGGGGAGAAAAGCUUGUGAAGAUGUCUCAGAAUGCCUAAUUUCAUUCGAGCUGUUUAAGCUAGAGAUAAGAUGUGAAGUUUCUAGUUUAGAUUAUAAGUAAAGGACAGACUGAGGAUGUUCAGUGUAGAAGAGGGGUACAUUGUGUCAUUGAAGAAGAGGGGAUAGUUGUCUGGAAGGUUGUGUCAAGUUGGUAGAUGGAGGAAUUGAGUUUUUGAGGCAUUGAACAAUACUAAGUUUGCUCUGCCCCAAUCAUUAAUUUUGGAGAGAUCAGAAAUCAGGUGUUUUGUGGCUUCCCUGCAUUAAUUGUUUACUUCCUGAAGGGUUGGACGUCUAUGAAAAGACGUGAAAAAGUGUAGGGUGGUAUCAUCAAUGUAGGAGGGGAUAGGACAAUAUGUUUGGUUUAGAAGAUCAUUGAUAAAUAAUAGGAAGAGAGUGGAUGACAGGACAGAACCCUGAGGAACACCACUGUUAAUAGAUUUAGGAGAAUAGUGACCAUCUACCACAGCAGCAAUAGAAUGGUCAGAAGGGAAACCUGAGAUGAAGUUACAGAGAGAAGGUUAGAAGCCAUAGGAGGUUAGUUUGGAAAUCAAAGCAUUGUGCCAGACUCUAUCAAAAGCUUUUGAUAUGUUUAGGCAAUAGCAAAAGUUUCACCAAAAUCUCUUAGAGUAUGACCAAGACUCAGUAACGAAAGCCAGAAGAUCAGUAGAGUGGUCUUGAUGGAACUCAUACUGGCAAUCAGAUAGAAGGUUGUGAAAUAAUAGACAUUUAAGAAUCUUCCUGUUGAGGAUAAAUUCAAAAACUUUAAAUAGGCUGGAAAUUAAAGCAAUUGGAGGGUAGUUUGAGAGAUUAGAAUGGUCACCCUUUUUAGGAACAGGCUGAAUGUAGGCAAACUUCCAGCAAGAAGGAAAGGUAGAUGUUGAUAGACAGAGUUGGAAGAGUUUGGCUUGGCAACGGAGGCAUAGUUUCGGAGAACAAUAGAAGGGACCCCAUCAGGUCUAUAAGUCUUCUGAAGGUUUAGGCCAGCGAGGGCAUUGAAAACAUUACUGUGAAGGAAGGAUUUUAAUGGGUAGCAUGAAGUAGUCAGAGUUUGGAGGAAGAGGAGAAACAAGCCCUGAAUCAUCCAAGAUAGAAUUUUUAGGAAAUGUUUCAGUGAAGAGUUCAAAUUUAGAAAUAGAUGAGAUGGCAGUGGUGCUAUCUGGUUGAAAUAAGGGAGGGACAGGUGAAGAAGCAAAGUUAUUAGAGAGUUUUUGGCUAAGUGCCAGAAAUCACAAAGGUGGGGGGGUUAGAUCUUGAAAGAUUUUGACACUUUCUAUUAAUGAAGGUGUUUUUGGUUAGUUGGAGAACAGACUUGGUAUGAUUUCAGGCAGAAAUAUAAAGAGCAUGAGAUUUAGUUGAUAGAAUGUUCAAGUACCCUUUGUGGGCUAUCUCCCUGUUAUGUAUAGCAUGAGGUACAGGCUGUGUUAAGCCAAGGUUUGGAAGGUUUAGGUCAAGAGAAAGAGUGAGGAAUGUACUCUUCCAUGCCAAACACUAUCACCUCUGUUAUGCACUCAGCACACAGAGGUGAGUCUCUGACACAGAAGUCAUUCCAAGGAAAAUCAGCAUAAUACCUCCUCAGUUCCCUCCAAUUAUCAGGGGCAAAAUGCCAGAGGCAUCUCCGCUUUGGGGAUCCUGAGGAGGGAUUGGAGUGAUAGGACAAGAUACAGAUAUGAAAUUGUGAUCAGAGGAAUCCAAUGAAGAAGAUUGGGUGACAGCAUAAGCAGGAUUAAAGGUUAGGAAAAGGUCAAGAAUGUUGGGUUAUGCACCAGUUGCUUUAGGUCAUGGAGGAUAGCAAAGUUAAAGGCUAGCUCACCAGGAUGGUCAGUGAAGGGAGAGAAAAGCUAAAGCUGGUGGUGAACAUUGAAGUCUCCAAGAAUGGAGAUCUCCACAAAAAGGAGGAGUCAAAAUGUUCUCCACUUUGGAAGUUAAGUAGUCAGAGAAUUCCUCAUAGUCAGAGGAGUUAGGUGAGAGCUAUACAGCACAGACAAAUUUUGUUUGAGUGACUCUGUAGUCAUAGCCAGAUGGUGGAAAGUUAGGAAGAUUCAAGAUUGUAGGCAUGAGAGCAGGUUAAGUCGUAUUGCACAUAAACACAAUAUCUAGCUUUGGGUUGAAAAUGAGGAUGGAGAAAGUAGGAGGGAACAAAAGGAACAACUCUCAGUUGCCUCAGACACCUGUGUUUUGAUGAGGAAAAGAAGAUGAGGUUUAGUAGAGGAGAGGUGGUGUUCUACAGAUUGAGAAUUAGAUCUUAGACCGUGAAUGUUGCAGAAGCUAAUGAAGAAAAAGUUGAGGGGAUGGUGUCAAGACACUUAGGGUUGAUACCAGAAGAGCAGUCUGACUUGUGGACAUUUGUGAUCCCCUUCCCAGAUUGGGACUCUGAGGCUGGUGUAGGAGUUGCCAUGACAAUUUUGAAUUUUGAGUGAAGGGUGUGUGUGUAAUUAGGUGCAUGUAGUUUUGUGUGAAGGAAGAGAGUUGUCUUUAGAGGGCAGGCUGUGUCUGUCCCCUUGUGUUGUGAGACACAAAGGGAAAUGUUCAGUGAGGUCACAGCUGGGUUAAUGAUAAGUUCACAGCACCCCCUGAUCCAUUGCUUAUGACCUCACUGGGAGUAAUUGUUGUUUUGACAGGUGUCUACUGCCUCCUCAUCCUAGGAGGUGAUAUUUUGUUGUAUUGUCUCUUAUUGAGUCAAAGGUGCUUCCUUUGAAGUAAGCUAAAUAUCAUUGUCAAACAUUCCUCUUGUGUCCAUUUUGCCCAGUAGAGGCAACACAUUGGCAAGGUUAAUUCAGCAGAUGGUUAUAGAUGAGCUGAUAAAUACAUAACAUAGUACUUUCACCUUCACAGAUAUUGAUCAUUAUGUCACAAGAAUAUGAAUAUUAUUGGUGAAAAAAGGCAGUGUUCUGGUACGAAAAGUAUGAGAAGGAUGAUUACAUGUGAAGAAGGAAUUACACAAGUUAUCCAAGAUUGAGACUGAGAAAUGGCAGCCAUUGAUUGUUUCUUAUAAUUAACAUAAAUGCUAUCAUGUUUCAUGAUAGAACAUUGCUCAAGCGAUGUCUUGCUUUGAAGGAGCAAAAAAAUGAUAGGCACAGUGAAUGUUAUGGUGGUAUGAUUUGGCUUUUUGAAAAUUUAAGAAUAUUUGUUCAGGUGGUGAUUCAUUUGUAAUUGAUUGGAUUGUUAGGAUAACCUAUUCAUUUGUAAGUGUUUGUUGUUUGUUUUAUGAUCUGUCUUGAUGUUUCAUAUCAGCAUGUAAGCAAUUGUUGAAGGUUUUGAUAUAUGUCAUGAACUUUUUAAGGUAACUAAUUGUUAUCCAAUGCAUUAGGCAGUGGCAUUAGAAAUUGCCAAUAAGUAAUGGAUAUACAUAUUACUACUUGAAGUUAUACAAAAUUUUAUAUCAUAGUGAAAUACCAUGAUCCUGAUUGAAGUUUUCAUUGUUCUAACCUGACUGUUGUGUGAUGUCUUUUCACUUUGGUGGUGGUGAUUUAACAUGACCCAGUGAGGCAGGUGAUGACAAGCAUUAAAUGGCUUCCUGUUUGCUAUCAGGCACAAUGGUGCUGUGGCUUCUGCUAUCCCGCAACAAGUGACAUAGUCAGGUAUUCUGCUGCUUUGGUCAGCAUCUUGCCUGUUGUGCUGUUUCUUAACCUCUUUGUUUGCACCAGUAACCAUGUAGCUCCAUUUGUGUGAAUGUGCAUGAGGGCCUAGAGAUAGUUUAUCUUAUUGAUUCACUGACUAACCUGCAUUCACAUCUAUUGUGUUUUGUGUUUAUCCUCAAUUUUUAAAGUGUUCUAAUGUACUGAGAAUCUUCAUACAAAACCUAAAAGUUAACAUUUUAGGUCAGGACUGAAGAUUGAAAGAAACCAUGAAAGUGACUGUAAUAUAUUAUUUGACUUUUGAUUAUGACAACAAAACAAGAUCACUGUCAGGGUUCACACUAACCAUCACUGUUAUGUUGUAGUUGGUGGUAAAAGCAUGUGGCUUAUUGUUCAUGCAUUCAGGAUUUGUGUCAUUCUGAAUUCUAUGAGUAUGUUUCACCACAUUUUCUUAAAGAGCUCCCUCUCAGAAACUGGCUAUGUUUCAAUCUCAUUAAGUCAUUAUCUCUGGUUUCUUAACUCUCAAUCAUUCUUAUAUUCUCUUGUCUUUAUCACCUGAGUUCUGAUAUUGUGAAUGGUUCUUUCCUUGUUUUUCAGACUGAAUAUGAUUUGUCUUUUCAUAAGUUUUAGCUGUUACUAUAUACUAGUUAUGCUCUUUUUGUGAGCUCUAGGUGAAUUGUCUUGGCAAAUUGUAUUUUGCACAGUCAUCCCUUUGCAAAUUACCCAGUUUUCUCUUAGAAGUAAAAUAUCCCUUGGUUCUUGCUUGUUGAUUUAAUAUUUCUUUUUUUUUGUAAUACUACUGUGAACCCUUGUUAGAUUUUACUUUGAAAUGUUCAAAAUAUUUAUACUCCUUUAUGAACAAAAUUUCUGAGCAUUAAAGUUAUAGUCUUCAUAAUACAUUUUAUAUGAAUAUUUAUCUUUGAUGUAUUGGUUCCCUUUUGAUUGAGAAACCAUAGGGAAGGAAUAUACCGUAUGCAUAUUCCUUAUUACAUGCAGAUUAUUAGUAAAAGAAAACAAAACAAUGAAUUAGUAAAAGGAAAUCAGGCAAAUAUGUCUAUCAUAUCUUUUAUAAAAUUCUUGAAUGGUUUAUGGUGUAUGUUGCUGGUAUUUCUGGCAGUGUCUCCCAUCAUCAAAAGUUGCAUUUUCUCAUGACUAACAAGAUUGAUGUUUAGAUUCAGUAAUUGUUAAAUACUCUGCCUUCUCAAAGUUGUGAGAUAGGAAAUGUCUUAUAUUGUUUUUGAGAAUAUUUAAUAUUCAUGGGUAUUUAAGCUAUGCCUCCAUGCCCAUGUCCAUUAAUAUGCCUGAAAAAGCUUUCCCAUUCUUAUAGAGAUCCUUUCCUAAAUGCAAGCAGAAUGUCCAGCUCACUUUGCUUGUUAAUCUGAUCUCCAUAUUACACAUAUACAAAUAAAAAAUAAACUGCU
Molecule: messenger RNA, 7949 nt
Organism: Scylla paramamosain (green mud crab)
Lineage: Eukaryota; Metazoa; Arthropoda; Malacostraca; Decapoda; Portunidae
Product: bis(5'-adenosyl)-triphosphatase enpp4-like
Exons: 7
Coding region: 187-1545 (452 amino acids)
Source: RefSeq, a predicted model, not a curated record